This is a messenger RNA of Saprolegnia parasitica CBS 223.65, 605 nucleotides long. RefSeq lists its product as hypothetical. NCBI's taxonomy places the organism in Eukaryota, Oomycota, Saprolegniomycetes, Saprolegniales, Saprolegniaceae. The annotation marks the transcript as partial. The record is from RefSeq and is a predicted model, not a curated record. The transcript has a single exon.
AUGGUCGCAGCCCGCGUGCUCGGCUCCCGGGACCUGCUCCCGCUCGUCAGCGCCUACCAGCGCGGCACGCCCCAAGAGAUACUCGAGCUGCGCGCGCUCCUCGACGCGAUCGACCUCGCGGGCCUCCACGCGCUCUUGUUGGCGGCCGACGAGACGUAUUCCGCCAAUUGCUUUGCGGCGUUUGCAGCCUUUCACAAGCGCGUGUCGCCAGCUUCGCUCCUGCGCGUCGCCUUCACGAGGAGCCGCGCCGCCGCAGUCUACUACGCGCUUGUCCACGGCAACCUCUGUGUCGUCCGGGGCAUGCGCACGUCGUCCCGCGCCGCCAUCUCCAACUCGCAGUGGAUCAUCGCGGCGACCUUUGGCCACUUCCAUGUGAUCGAGUAUCUGCACCGGCACGACUGGGCCAACUACGAUCAACGCGCGAUGAAGGCCGCGGCCAUGCGGGGCAACCUCGCGAUGGUAGUGUACCUCGAAGACCUCGGUUACUGGAGCCCACACGUGCUGCGCUGGGCGUGCACGGCGGGCCAACUGCACGUCGCAGAGUUUGCCAACGACCGCGAGACCACGAGAUCGCUCGGCGCCGGCACGAUCAACGACGUGGUGCG